AUGGACGAUUGGGCAACAAGCUCUCCUUGGGCUGAAACUACAAACGAUGACGACGACUUCGCCGAUUUUCAAUCGUCGGUACCUGCAAUAUCCAAGGGCCAGAAAGGGGUGACGACGAAUGGAGGCGAAGUCGGCUUGGGGGGUGGGGUUGUCAAUGGAUUCACCCCUUUUAAAGAGAAUAAGGAGACUUUCACCAAUGGUUGGGGGUUUGACGACCAUGAUGCCUCACAUACGCAGCAUGCGGAUAUACGCGGCGGCGAUGGGUGGAAAGUGGAGGGAACGGGUUCUGGGGCGAAUGGGAACGGGAACGGGAACGGAAUUGCAGUGAUCCAUCCGCCAGACCACGAUGAGGACAGACUAAAGCCUGGCGGGGCCAAUUGGACGUACAAGAACGAAUGGGCAAAAUCGGAGGAAAGCCUGGCCCCUUCAGAUGCUUCGAAUGUUUGGAACAAGCCGGACGACUGGGGGAAGCCUGAGACGAACCCGCCGGAAUCAGAAGAGCACAAGAUUCCAGAAGAAAAUAAUGCGGAAACCUUUAAUAUCGAGGCCCAGCCUGCUCCAGGUACUGGUCCAGGCACUGGUCCCCCUUCACCGACUGCGCGUGCUACGGAACCAACGGAAGAACCAACGGAAGAGCCAAUGGAGAAACCAACGGAAGUACCCGCGGAAGCACAAACCGACGGGGCCACGCGCGAAGGUCAAGUUGACCUGGAUACACAAGGGACGGAAAAACUAUCCCCUCCUGUACCUGUGGAACCGGAAAAACUAAGUCUGACGGUACCUGAAACGGUACCCUCUCGAUCUACUUCGCCGAUAUCGAUGGGAUCCGACUUUGGGGAUUUUGAAGCCGAAGACACGACAACAUCCAUUGACGUGGAAGCCCCAGUAUCUAGUGUACUAGUGCUGGCACCAUUCGAUAUAAGAAAUAUCGACAUUGAUAACUUCGCCAUUGGAAAUCUUGGCGCACUAGACGCUCUUUACAAACCCAAUUCCCUCAAGCUUCCUACCUCUGAUAUCUCGGGAAUAAUUUCCACGACGUCGCAGCGGAAGACGUGGUACAAGCUCAUCAGAAAGGAGUCAGCUCGUAAUAGCAUCCAAGGCGAAGAUGUACUAAGGGUUAGGUGGACUGGGUCCGAAACCCAGAAAAAAGUCCACGAGAUUGUCAAACGGUGGAUAUCCGAAGACCGCAUAGGCGGAAGGACAAUGUUGGGAAGAAACGCAAGCGGCGCCGGAAUGUUCGAUUGGAAUUCUACUUCACCGCGUUCUAGUGCGAUGAGCCCUACUAAGCCGGGCUUUCAGCCUCCUAAAUCUCGUUUUGAGCCGGCGAAGCGGAUGUCAAUGGGUGUUACUUCACCUACCUCGCCUCGGUCACCAAGUUUUGGUUGGAGCUCUGCGCAGAGCCCUCAGAAUCAGACUUUCGGUUGGUCAAGCGGGAGCCCUUCGACGAAUUCGAAGGCAUCUGCUGCUUCCCCAAAGCUAGCGAGCCCUCCUGGAGUCAGUAGUCCGGUUGGCAAUUCACCAUUUCCGCCUAUAUCAUCUCCGAGACAAACUACAGCUCCGAAGCAUACAGCAAGUAGUUCCGUGGACAUCCCACGUCCCAAACAGACUCCAUCAACGAACAGGCCAAUGUCUAUGUUCAUUGAGCCUGGCCCAAAGAGUUUAUUUGGGGAGCUGUCGAUUGCUGAAAUGAGAGCACCGCCAGCUCGUGCUUCUGUAUCACUAAAGGCCGCCCAUACAGAUCCGCCGAGUAUGGAUCUAUCAGUUUUCGAGAGUUCGCCACCUAAGCCAACAGAAGCUCCAGCUGACACUUCAUUUGACGAUGACUUUGGCGAUUUCGAAGGCCCAGAAUUGCAAGCUGCUCCUCCACCCCCACGAGCAGCCCCCCAAUUGAUUCAUACGGCCCCCUCAUAUGUUCAGGCUGCGCCACAAAUCCCACAAGCUGCACCACCCACAUUCGCAGCUCCUGAGUCAACGAUACUUUCUAAUCCAACAUCGCAACCUCAUCAUGUUUCGGCACCAGCGCAGCCUAUUAACAUAAUUUCUGAACCACCCGUUCGAAGUUCUUUAGACAUUGCGACGAAGUCGAAUGAAUUCGACCUGAUAAUGGCUAAAACCUCUAAGGCAACGACCCCGGCUGCUCCGAUAGUUUUGGCGCAACAAGCUGCUACUGAUCCAUGGGGUUCAUUUGAUAUAUUUGAUGCUCCUAAGCAGGCUCAGGCAGCGCCCCAACCAGCUCCUCCUAGGACCCCAAAAACCCCUAUGGGCCGCCCUUCUCUUCCACCGUUGUCGAGCAAGUCUAGUGGGAAAGUUCCAGUGAAACAACCUGCGCUUCCAAUUCUCUCGCCGCCUAUCAUCACGCGCACAAAUAAUGAAUCAGCUAUCGCAGACGAUGAUUUUGACGAUUGGGGUGAGAUGGUAUCAACUCCGUCUACUGAUAAAAAGGCGGUGGAAUGGCCAACAUCAGAGACGCCAAAGCUUUCCGUCUCCGCUGAGCCGCCACCAACUGUUCGCCGUCGGUCAUGGACAUUAGAUAUGUUUGGGGCCCCAUCCGAAGAGAAUAUUACGAGUGCCAACCCCCAAGAUAUUCUACCAACUCCGAAACCGCCACCGACAAAACGGAUUCCUUCCCCUAUAUCUAUCCAAAAAAUCAAUAAUAUGCCAAUAAUACCUGGGACUCCUUCCCCGGGUGCUGCUUCCCUCUUUUCGCCAAAUACCCUUGUUCCGAGCCGGGUUUCAACUCCAACUAUAGCUACACACCCGCCGGCGGUUAAGGACUCGCCAGAGGUGGCGUACCAAAACUCUUCAAUGGCUCGGAACGGGUCGAUUUCUUCUAUAAGCUCUAUGAACUCCCUAAGCGUAAAGAAAGAUGAGACGGCGAACAAACGGUAUUCGACACCGAUAUUUCCAACGCAGCAGUUUGUUCAACCUGCUCCUCCAAGGCCAACCGCCUCACCACAGCCAAACAUAUCAUCCCCGCUAGCAUCCGAAUGGGGAGACAUGGAUUUUGGGGCUUUUGAAGAUGCUACUCCUAAAGCUGCUGAGACGAAGCCGCCUUCCGUAAAGGGGCUUGGUGUCAAGGGAAUGGGCCAUAGACCUACCGCCUCCAUGGGAAAUAUAGGAGCCCAGUUACCGCCGACUGGAACAUCGAAACAUGUGUCGAGGGGAAGUGUGACUAUGUCGCCUAUCGUUGGGAAGAAAGACGAAGAUUCCGUGUUCAAUGAAAUCAUCAAUUUAUUACCCGAUAUGAGUUAUAUGUUGAAAUGA
This is a messenger RNA of Orbilia oligospora ATCC 24927, 3264 nucleotides long. RefSeq lists its product as uncharacterized. The coding region runs from base 1 to 3264 and encodes 1087 amino acids. The record is from RefSeq and is a predicted model, not a curated record. The transcript is spliced from 2 exons. Lineage: Eukaryota; Fungi; Ascomycota; Orbiliomycetes; Orbiliales; Orbiliaceae.